GUCUCUGACGUGCCAGCAUACCACCAUCUUGGGAUCUGGAGCCGGUGUUCCAGGUUCGGGGGACUCUGUCGGUACCGGCACGGGUCUGCGCCGCGCAGCGAGGACGCGGGGUGUCUGGACUCCGCCACGAUGUAGACUUGAGUUUUCCCGGGAAAUCCUCAUGACACACUUCUUCCAGAAGGUCCAAGGGAAGAACUCUAUUCCCUGGAAGCUGGAAAUGGACACUGCAUGACCAAACCAGAGUGCAUCUUUGAGUGGGAGCUUCGAUCAAGCCAUGGACCACAAUAGAAGCCUCAGUUCACUGCGUGACCGGAUCAUCUUGAUCAAGAGGCACUAAUGCCAUGUCUGGUCCCAGUGACAUGCUGCUGCCUUGAGGACCAUAUUGAGGACACUGGGUAUCCUGGAACCUGGAAAUGGUGUUGGUGUCAUUUGAGGACGUAGCCGUGGACUUCACCUGGGAAGAGUGGCAGGACCUGGAUGCUGCUCAGAGGACUCUGUACAGGGACGUGAUGCUGGAAAAUUAUAGCAACCUGGUGUCCUUGGGGCACUGCAUGGCCAAACCUGAGUUGAUCUUCAACUUAGAACAGGGACUUGGGCCACGGAGCAAAGCAAGAACCUCAGUCUGGAACCCCUCAGGUGUCAACAAAGUGAGUAGUCUGGUUGAUGGCAUCCAGGAAAAUGAUAGCAGAAAUUUCUGGCAAAUUGAAAUCAACAGCCAUACAUCAAAUGAAGAACUGGUUGAAGCAGAACUGAAGAUUCAUGAGGAAAUCCACCGAAGGACAAAAUCCUAUGAAUGUGAAGUAUGUUUGGAAGCAUUUUACCUGAAGCCACAGUAUAGCACACAGCAGAGAUAUCACACAUGUGAGAAUCCAUAUGACUGUAAAAAAUGUAGAGAUGCUUUCUAUUCUAAGUCUGCCUUCAGUCAAUAUCAGAGGCUCGAGAGAGGAGAGAAACCACAUGCAUGUAUAGAAUGUGGGAAAUCCUUCUACUGCAAGUCUCACCUCACUGUGCAUCAGAGGAUUCACACAGGUGAGAAACCUUAUGAGUGUAAAGACUGCAGAAAAGCGUUCUACAGCAAGUCCCAGCUCAAUGUGCAUCUGAGAAUCCACACAGGUGAGAAGCCGUAUGAGUGUAAAGACUGCAGGAAAACGUUCUACCGUAAUUCUGACCUCACCGUACAUCAGAGAACUCAUACAGGCGAGAAGCCCUAUGAAUGUAAAGUAUGCAAUAAAGCUUUCUACUGCAACUCCCAGCUCACUGUUCAUCACAGGACCCACACGGGUGAGAAGCCUUAUGAGUGUCAAGUAUGCAAUAAAGCUUUCUACUGCAAGUCACAACUGGCUGUCCAUCACAGGACUCAUACAGGUGAGAAGCCUUAUCAAUGUAAAGACUGCAGGAAGGCAUUCCAGUGCAGGUCAGACCUCACUCGACAUCAGAGAACUCAUACUGGCGAGAGACCAUAUAAAUGUAACGAGUGCAGGAAAGCUUUCUACCGCAGGUCAGACCUCACCGUACAUCAGAGAACACAUACAGGUGAGAAGCCCUACGAAUGUAAAGAGUGCAGAAAAGCUUUCUACUGUAAUUCCCAGCUCACCGUACAUCAGAGACAGCACACAGGGGAGAAGCCGUAUGAGUGUAAAGACUGCGGGAAAGCCUUUCAGUGCAAAUAUGAACUCACUCGACACCAGAGAACACACACAGGUGAGAAACCUUACGGAUGUAUAGAAUGCAAGAAAGGUUUUUACACCAAGUCAGAUCUCACUCGGCAUCUGAAAACUCACACAGAUGACAAACCCUGAAGGUAUAGAGGACAGUCAUACUUAAUAAGUCGGUCCUUAACUGGCAUCAGAGAACACACAUAAAAACUUUUUACCAUAAAAUGAGACUUAAUCUCAGAAAAUUUAUACAAAUUCAAGAAACCAUUGAUGUAAGAAUGGUCCCUAGCUCAUCUCCAUGUAUAUACCAAUUAGUUUAGGGAAUGUGAAACAGGUCAAAUCUUUUGUGACAUCAUGCAGUAUAUACAGGUAAAUUUCCCUUUGGAUAUAAAGAACACUAGAGCACUUUUUUCUUAAAUCAUAAAGUACAUUCAAUGGAAAUCUCAUCCAGACUAUAUCAACAUAUAUGACAUGAAAGCUUUUGAUACCUAAGUCAGGCCUCAGUCUACAGAAAAGCUCAUAACUUUGUUGUAGUGUACAGCAAAUGAUUUGGCCAGUUGCAGCUUUUCAUCCUGAGCCAUGUGGGUGGUCUUGGCAAGACUCACUUGGACUUGAUGUCUAAUAGCAUAGCAAAACACGAAAUCAAAAGACCCAGGAAAGCUCGGCACGGUGGACUCGGCUUUAAUUCUAGCACUCAGGGAGCAGUGCCAUACGGAGCAGCGUGAGUUAGUGCUUAACUUCUCCAACAUAAUGUGUGCGCUUCAGGUAGGGAUUACAGUGAAAUCCUGUCAUAAAGAAAGUGAGAAAGUGUCAAAUGGCAAUAAAACCCACAUUGUGGUUAAACUAUAAGAAAGAAUAUCAGCAACUUUUAAAAUAAUACUUGAAAUUCAGCUUGGUCGGGCAGU
Molecule: messenger RNA, 2560 nt
Organism: Arvicanthis niloticus (Nile rat)
Lineage: Eukaryota; Metazoa; Chordata; Mammalia; Rodentia; Muridae
Source: RefSeq, a predicted model, not a curated record